Molecule: messenger RNA, 1860 nt
Organism: Haliotis rubra (blacklip abalone)
Lineage: Eukaryota; Metazoa; Mollusca; Gastropoda; Lepetellida; Haliotidae
Exons: 9
Coding region: 1-1860 (619 amino acids)
Source: RefSeq, a predicted model, not a curated record
AUGCUGCUGACUCUGAUUGACAAUGACACUGAAACUGAAGAGAUAAGGAAGUAUAACACCAGUGUGGCUAGAGAAGUGACUUCAAAACUACGCAGGUUUACCAAUGAAAGCAUUAAUGUGAUACAUGGAGUUUUGAGUUUGAGUGACCUCAUAGACACAGACACGUGCUACAUAAAGUUACAGAGAAUAGCAGCAUUAUCUGCAUCCUUUGUUCCAAAGUCUUCUCUGUUGAUGACUCUGGCAAAAUAUGAGCACGUGAUGAUGGCUUUCUGGGCAGCUGUUGCUGAGACAAAGUCAGUCCUGACAGAAACAGGUGAAGUAGGCGACAGUUGUAUCCACUUUCUCACUUCUGAUCAGUGUGUGUGUCUUGUGGAGAACAUCGAAAGUAGAUAUGUUUCCUGCAGACAGGAGACCAGCAUUGAAUCCACGACUCUGAUGGUGGAGGUGGCCAGGAGACUGAGUAGACUGGGUGACACUCUACUGAUAUGCAACUCACAGGAAGAAAAGAGCAGACUCAGAUCUGUCUACUCGUCAACAAUCUCGGUUUUUGAUGUGGAAGGCACCGACCUGACAAAGUUUGAAAAUUUGGUUCAUGAAACGUACAGUUAUCCGUUCGAACCCUCUGGCCGGCAAUGGAAGUUUCUCAAAGGCACUCAACACAGGUCACAUAGUACAAAGAAUCAAAGAACCGAGACAUCAAACAGGAAAGAAGAUGGUUGCCAAGUGUUCCACAGUAAAGACUUUCUCCGACCACGGUUACAGCAAGCGAAAGGAGAUAUUACUGAAAUUAAACGUCAUUACAUGAUGAAAGGCGGCGUCAACAUAAUUCCAGUCAGUCUGACAGGCCAUUUGGUGGACAUUAAGGAUAUGCUACUUUCAGUCCUGGAAACUGAUAAAUCCCUCUUUCACUGCAACCUUGUCACUGGUGCAGAGCUGGACUUGAGUGAUGACGAGAAGUGUUUGGUGCAUUUGACAGAAUCCUUAGCAACAACACUAGACUUUCCAGUUUCAGAGAGACCUUCUGAAAUAAGAUGCGAUAUGUUUCUGGCUUUUCCCGAGCAGCCCCCAGUUGUACUGACAGUGAUGAACUGUGAACAUAAAUCUAAAAUGAUAACAAAUUACAACACCUCAGUAGCCAGAGAAGUGACUGCAAAAUUACGUCGUUUUACAAGUGAAAACCUUAAUGUUAUACAUGGGGUUGUGAGCAAGAAUGACAUGAAAGAUAACGAGGUGUUCUUUGCAAAGUUACAACAAAUUGCAGCAGUGUCUUCAGUAUUCAUUUCCAAAGCGUCUUUGAUGAUGAACUCGUUCAAGUAUGACCAAAUACUUAUGGCAUUCUGGGCAGCAUUAGCUGAGACAAAAGUAGAUGUACAAGAGAGUCAGUUAAAAUUUCUUAACAAAGAACAAUGCAUCCUUUUGUUGGAAAAUCUUAACAGAAUGAAUGUCGAGGUCAGGCUUCUUUCCAGUAGUGAGGCAACUGACCUGAUGCUUGAGGUUGCCAGGAGACUGAGCAGACAGGGCAACACCUUGAUCAUCUGUAGAUUGCGGGAGGAGAGGGACCAAUUGAGAUCAGUGUUCUCAUCGACGAUAUCAUUAAAUGAUGUCUGGAAGUGGGACCUAUCUGCUUAUGAGAACAUUGUCCUUGAUGCUCGGAGUCUGCCCGAGAUGCCGAGUGGUUGUCGGGUAUGGAGAUUCCAAACAGAUCCUGCCAGUGUGGAAGAACUGAAGAUGCGGUUACAGACUUCAGAGAAGGAAGUACACGAGAUGGAGAAACAACUCAGUGGUCUGCACAAUGAUAAGUGGAAAAGGCAGAUGGAGUACCAGUUCUGGGAAGUAGAUGCACUGAAGUUAUUGAUUUGA